AGGGAGGGGCGGUCUGGGUGCCCUCGGCUUGCCAAGGGUUAAAAGGAGCAGAGCGGGAUUCCUAGAGAGGACAGGAAGGGGAGGGCGGGGGAGGGCAAGGUCCUCCCCAGCAGAAGCCCCUCCCUGCCCAGUCCCUUCCUGCGAGCAACGAGGAGGCUGCUUUGUUCUCUCUGCUUUGCAAAAACUUCCUCGGUGCCCCUCCUGGAAUCUGGACCCUGCAGCUUGUGGUGGCUCCUUGACUCCUCAGGAAGGAUGAAAGAGACUGAAUCUGUAAACCUAGCGAGGAUGGAAGGGGGAAGAUGGACAGUUGACCUGGUCAGGUUGUCUCCUGCAUCCCUCCUCACAGCCUCUGAGCGUUCCCUCCCAGGGACCUCCGAGAGAUCUGAUGGUGAUGAAUGGGAAGGGAAGAACAAGGGAGACCACAACAGAAUCCACAUAUCGGAGAAAUCAAAUAAAUAUUCAGAGUAUGGAGAGAACAUCGGCCAGAGCUCCCAGUCCACCUCCAAUCAACGAAAGAGCUUUAUUCGGAGGGAUAGCCUCACUUCACAUGAAAGAAUUCACAGAGGAGAGAAAUUGUAUCACUGCAGAGAAUGUGGAAAGAGCUUCAAUCGGAAGGACAGUCUCACUUCCCAUCAAAGAAUUCAUACGGGGGAGAAACCCUAUCAGUGCUUAGAAUGUGGAAAGAGCUUUAGUCACAGAUCACAUCUCACUUGCCAUCAAAGAAUUCAUACAGGGGAGAAACCCUAUCAGUGCUUAGAAUGUGGAAAGAGCUUUAAUCAAAGCAUACAUCUCACGUCCCAUCAAAGAAUUCAUACAGGGGAGAAACCCUAUCAGUGCUUUGAAUGUGGAAAGAGCUUCAGUGCAAGCAGCAGUCUCACUUUGCAUCAAAGAAUUCAUACAGGGGAGAAACCUUUUCAGUGCCUGGAAUGUGGAAAAAGCUUCAGUCACAGCCACAGUCUCACUUCCCAUCAAAGAAUUCAUACAGGGCAGAAACCCUAUCAGUGCUUGGAAUGUGGAAAAAGCUUCAGUCACAGCCACAGUCUCACUUCCCAUCAAAGAAUUCAUACAGGGAAGAAACCCUAUCAGUGCUUGGAAUGCGGGAAGAGUUUCAGUCACAGUCAGAGUCUCACUUCCCAUCAAAGAAUCCAUACAGGGGAGAAACCCUAUCAGUGCUUGGAAUGUGUGAAGAGCUUCAGUCGAAAGGACAGUCUCACUUCCCAUCAAAGAAUUCAUUCAGGGGAGAAAUCCUUUCAGUGCUUGGAAUGUGGGAAGAGCUUCAGUCACAGACAGAGUCUCUAUUCCCAUCAAAAAGUUCAUACAGGAGAGAAACCACAUCAGUGCUUGGAAUGUGGAAAGAGCUUCAGUCAAAGUCAGAGUCUCUAUUCCCAUCAAAGAAUCCAUACAGGGGAGAAACCCUAUCAGUGCUUUGAAUGUGGGAAAAGUUUCAGUCAAAGCUCCCAUCUCAUAAUCCAUAAAAGAAUCCAUACAGGGGAGAAACCAUACCAGUGCUUGGAAUGUGGGAAGAGCUUCAGUCACAGAGAACAUCUCAUUUGCCAUCAAAGAAUCCAUACAGGGGAGAAACCCUAUCAGUGCUUGGAAUGUGGAAAGAGCUUCAGUCAGAGAACCCAGCUCGCUUCCCACCAAAGAAUCCAUACAGGGGAGAAACCCUAUCACUGCUUUGAAUGUUCAAAGAGCUUCAGUCACAGCAAGAGUCUCGCUUUGCAUCACAGAAUCCAUACAGGGGAGAAACCCUAUCAGUGCUUGGAAUGUGGAAAGAGCUUCAGUCAGAGAACCCAUCUCGCUUCCCAUCAAAGAAUCCAUACAGGGGAGAAACCCUAUCAGUGCUUGGAAUGUGGAAAGAGCUUCAGUCAAAAGGACAGUCUCGCUUUUCAUCAAAGAAUACAUACAGGGGAGAAACCCAAUCACUGCUUGGAAUGUGGGAAGAGCUUCAGUAAGAGCGCCCAUCUCGCUUCCCACCAAAGAAUCCAUACAGGGGAGAAACCCUAUCAGUGCUUUGAAUGUGGAAAGAGCUUCAGUCACAGCCGCAGUCUCGCUUUGCAUCACAGAAUUCACACCAGAGAGAAAUCUUCUUAGUGUUUGGAAUGUGGGAAGGCCUUCAGUCAGAGUGCCACUCUCAUGGCCCACCAAAUAAUUCAUACAGGAUAAAAUUUCCCUCGUAAAAAAGUCAAUUCAAGAACUCACAGCAUGGUGAAUAAUAGAAUGGUAGAUUCGGAAUCUAGUCCAACACCUGCCAACGCAGAAAAAAAUCAUUUCAAGCAUCCAUGACAGAUGGCCAUCCAACUUCUUCUUAUAGACCUCCAAUGAAGGAGAGUCCACCCCCUUCUGAGGGAGUUCCUUUUCACUGCUGGCUCUUACUAUCAGAAAGUUCCUCCUGAUCUUUAGGAGACAUCUCCUUUUGUGUUGCUUGAAUCACCUCUUCAGAUUCCUUCAUGACCUUGAGAAGGACUUCUGUAAGUCUGAGAAUGUCCAGGGGAUUGGACCAUGCUCUAUAUUUGGGGGGAAACCCAUGGAGAGGAGUCUGAUAUAGGGCUUAAGUCGUCUAGGCAUUGGUCAGAUUGUCAUAAUUACAGACAUACUUACUGGUUUGGACGGAAGUGAUUCUUAUUCCAGGGGAAGUGGUGACCCUGAGAUUACAGGUGCUCUCACCAAUAUUGUCCAAACGUCCAGUAAAACUUUGACACAGCAGACCAAUACCCGCUGAGGUCAAUGUAUUAGGAGGUUAGGUUUAGGGCCGUGUGGUAUUGCUUCAUUGUAUGUGGGGUCCCUAUAAAGGGAACUUCUUCCUCUAGGUGGGAGGGAGACUGGUCAAUUUACCAUCAGUUGAAUGCAACAUUUAAGUCAGAUUUUUAAAAACGGAUUUGCAGAACAAAACUCACAGUUUGAAAGGCAGUUAUUAGGCUCCAGGGUUAAAAUAUUAUCUAAAUGUUACUGGAGUGGGAUACAAAGAAUGAAAUGAUAAAAUCAUGAAUGAGAAGCUGGGCCAGAGAUGUAGGACAAAACAUUGACUUUGCUUUAUGGGAGCAACUGUGGAAAGUAAAUUUAAGAUUUACAGCUAGCUACAUGCUAAGGGAAAACUUCAUGAAGAUGAUUCAGAGGAGUCAAUCAAGAUCAUCAAGGGUCUGAAACCAAGCCAUAUGAGGGGGGCUUGAAGGAACUGGGGGGGUGCGUAUCUAUUUCAAGUGACGUUUGCCGAAAUCUACGCUUGCAACAUGGGCUGUCAUAUGUCCAGAUUUUCCCGGACAUUUCAGCAAUUUCCGCCCAGACGCUGCUUACAAUUCUGGAUAUAUGGCAACCAUGUCUGUAUACAGUGGUACCUCGGUUUUCAAACAGCUUAGUUCCUGAACAACUUUGAACUCAAAUGCUGCAAACCUGGAAGUCAGUGUUCCAGUUUGCGAACUUUGCUUCGGAAGCCGAACGUGCUCCUGAGCCUUUUUCACUGUUGCGCUGCUAAUUUGCAUCCCCCCAUUGUAAUCAAAGCCUUCCAUUUCCAAUUGCAGUGUUCUGAGGUGAUAUUUGGAGCUUUUAUUUGGUGCUUUUGUUUUUGCUAAAA
Messenger RNA from Podarcis raffonei (Aeolian wall lizard), 3571 nucleotides. RefSeq names its product zinc finger protein 883-like. The transcript is spliced from 4 exons. NCBI's taxonomy places the organism in Eukaryota, Metazoa, Chordata, Lepidosauria, Squamata, Lacertidae. Bases 253 to 2094 code for a protein of 613 amino acids. The record is from RefSeq and is a predicted model, not a curated record.